Messenger RNA from Arctia plantaginis, 1233 nucleotides. Lineage: Eukaryota; Metazoa; Arthropoda; Insecta; Lepidoptera; Erebidae. The record is from the annotation of a GenBank genome assembly.
AUGGAUUUAUUGGAACUUCCCAUUGUUAUAAUUGAAACCAUUUUCUCAUAUUUGUCUUACGAUGAUAUUGCGAAGAGUAGACUGGUGUCCCGAACAUUCAACGACAUUUGCAUGCGUAUCCUUAAUCGCGGCUUCGUGAUGAUCGAGCGGAGACACGCAACGGCACUUAAGAAUGUAAAGGCCCAGCUUCCAAGGAGAGAGUCAGAACGCAGGUACCACCAUUUAUCUCGGCACUGUGACAUCCUGACAUCGAUAGAAACACGAAUAUCUAUGCUCAAUAUGACAUACUCCAAGUAUAUUGACAAUGGUCUGUGCUGCUUUAUACCUGGCAAGGUUAUAGACGAAAUAAGGCGCGUCCUAUACAUUGUAGAGACAGCGACUACACCCCCGCGUGCACACGAAGUUCUACAAGAGCUGCGGGAUAUAUCCAGCAUGGCGAUAGAACAUUUCGAUGAUAAAAUAUCGCCAGCGUUCCGGAAAAAGCUGCAAGACGGUGUUGCUCCCCCACAGACACGAUCCUCGCAUGCGGUACUUGCUCCACUAGCGAUGCGACAAGAGAUGAUACAUCUUCGCCGACGAUCCAUACUUAACGCCAAGCUGUCUCUAUACCUUGCCUCGCAGUAUAAGAAGUUUUAUAAACGGAUGUUGGAGUAUAAGAAGGUUGCCUGGCGUCAGCAGAAGACCAUCAGAGAGCUGACAAAGAAACAACGAGACCAGGACUCUGCUAUUGCUGAUUUGAAGAAACGUAUUGAAGAAUGUGACAUAAAAUACAGCGAACUUACUCACACAAAUCAAGCUGUCGGUGGUAAAGUUAUUGCAGUGAGCGGAGCCGGGGAGCCGUCCACAUCAGCUCAGCCUCUUCGCCACUUCUCCAGCCAGAUCAAGUUGGAUCUGUCCGUACUGCCCAUCGGCACGUCGAAGAGGAACAACAAAUUGCUACCAAACAUGAAACCCCGUAAGCCGCUUAUAAAGCUCCCGAGUCUCUCGGAAGACGACUCAGAACCCCCGCCCAAAGUCCAAAAGGUAGAAGAAGACGCCAGGUUCUUACCUUCAACAUCCACCGACAGAAGCCCCCGACAGAAAACACAAUCCACCAUCGCUAAAAUAAGAGGUAUUACAAAUGAAAUACGCCAUCUCAGUAAUCUAUCAAAGAGUUUCGAGUGCAAACUCAAGCGCCCGUUAAGUGUCGUUGACCUUACAGUACCUGAAAACAAGAAACAGAAGAUUGAUUAG